AUGCAUGUCUCCUCUACUUUUCCAGCAUUGCUGUCUUUUGGGCUUCUAGCCUCCGGUCUCGUCGUCCGCGAUAUCGCAGAGGAUGUCGACGCGGAAACCCUGAACCCCAAGACUAUCCCACAAACCAUCCGCCGCCUAGGGCGAGGCGAGAACAAAUUCAAGAAGCAGUGGAAAACAGCUCCAGCAUCGUGCACCGAUUUGGUACAUCCAUCCGAGCAAUGUAUCAAGGACAUGCAGGCUCAGCCGCAUACCAACGAUGUCAUUGCAUUCUCGGGUGGCGAGCUGAAGCUGGACAACAAUCACAAGUGCUCUGAUACACAGUUUGGCCAAUUCCAAACUGCGGCUUGGGACGCGCUUCAGUUGGGGUCUUAUAUGGGAGCACCUGAUCCGAAGAACUACAAAGAUGCUGUGACAUGGAGAAGGAAGAAGUUUGAUAUCUAUGUCACUUGCUCUGAUCCCAAAAACUACUGCAACAUCCAAAAAGAUGGCAAGAACAUUGGUGGGUAUGCUUAUGCCGUCAAGGGGUGGUUUGGCUACAUGUACUACUACAUAGCUGCAUGUGCACCAUUCUUCACAAUGGAUGACUUGGACACGAAGAUCAAUCAGAUUGAAAAAGAUCUGCGCAACGGCAACCUUAAUUCUGCCACCAGAGCUGUCUGGCAGAAGAACAUAGGCCAGGUAUUCCUGCAUGAGAUGAUGCAUCUCGAUGUCGUAGGUCAGCCACACAUCAACGACGAACACGUCGAUCCCGACUCCGCUCAAAACUGGGCCUACGGCCCCAACCGUACCCACAUGCUCGCCCGCCGCGCCCUCAACCAAGGUGGUGGCGCCGCCCGCGCCAGCACAAACGCCGACAGCUACGCGUGGCUCGCCAACAGUAAGCUCUUCUACGACAUCACAAACUACUUCCCCGCGCCGGACAACUACAAAGACAAGACACGCAGCUCGCCCGCCGACACGCCCAACAUGGAACUCGACGCCUGGAUGCUCGACUUCGGCGCCAUUACGGAGAAGACCACUGACGCCGAGCUCGAGGAGCGCAAGAAUAAGAUCCUAGCGAGCAUGGGUGGCGCAAGUGAGGAAAACAAGCCACUUCCCAAGGGUAAAUCCCUCUCCAUCGCCAUGGUCACACAAGUAAACUCGCACUCGGGCGGCGCCAGCCUCGACGCCCGCUGGCACUUCUACACCACGCCGCUCAACCGCGCAGUCGCGUGCGACGACAAGUCGCCUGAAGUCAAGGAACUCACGCCCCAGGGGCCUUCGGAUCCGAAAUCCAAUUUCGGCGGCAAUCACAAGGAGCUCGUGUGGCCGGGUGGCUCGUUCAAGCUGGAUAUCGAAGGCGCGCAAUGCGAGUAUAAGAGCGAUGGGUCGAAUGCGGGGAAUUUGUAUUGUCCGGGAAGGGUGGUGGGGUGUAAGGAGGAUAGAUUGAAGGCGACGGAUCAGGGGUUGCCGCAGUGCGGGAGUUCAAGGGUGAAGUUUCAUCCAGCUGUGUUUUGUGAUUUUUAG
Parastagonospora nodorum SN15 is the source of this 1506-nucleotide messenger RNA. RefSeq lists its product as hypothetical. Lineage: Eukaryota; Fungi; Ascomycota; Dothideomycetes; Pleosporales; Phaeosphaeriaceae. The transcript has 4 exons. Gene Ontology annotation, molecular function: metallopeptidase activity. Bases 1 to 1506 code for a protein of 501 amino acids. The record is from RefSeq and is a predicted model, not a curated record.